This is a messenger RNA of Musa acuminata AAA Group (dessert banana), 2906 nucleotides long. RefSeq names its product protein MODIFIED TRANSPORT TO THE VACUOLE 1-like. Lineage: Eukaryota; Viridiplantae; Streptophyta; Magnoliopsida; Zingiberales; Musaceae. The record is from RefSeq and is a predicted model, not a curated record. The transcript has 5 exons. The coding region runs from base 489 to 2579 and encodes 696 amino acids. Gene Ontology annotation, cellular component: trans-Golgi network membrane. Gene Ontology annotation, molecular function: phosphatidylinositol binding; ubiquitin binding.
CACAUACGCAACCUUCCCCUGUAUCGAACUCGCACACAAUUCCCACCCCCUCGCGGUCGCAUCAAACUAGUCGCUUCCACCGUGUCGUUCCCCUAAACCGAUCCCCCUUCUCUGCUCUCUUCUCUCCCUCCGCUGUCCCUCCCCCAAAUCCUUCCCCCGAUCCGAGCCAGAUUUAUACCUGCUCGCCUUCAAUCCAAGCCUUCCCGGUUUCUUCUGGGAUUCCGUUCGAUCGGUCAAUCGCCUUCCUCUUUCAGGAAAUAUCGAUCGACUAACGUUUCUUUACGGAUUUUUCUGUUAAAUCUUGUCGAUUUGAAGGGUUUUAUACUUGAUCGGGGCUGCGGUUCGUCGCAAUAGAUUUUCUGGUAGUCGAUUUCUGUUGCGAGGCUCGGAUUUUGGGGGGGCAGGACGUUUUUGGUCUUUGGUUGGUCGAUUUGAGCGUGCUUUUAGGGUUGUCGUCUGGAUCUUGUGGGUGGAAGAGGUUGGUCAAUAUGGAUCAGAGCCGGAGAGCUGUGGAGUCCUAUUGGAGAUCUCGCAUGGUUGAUGGAGUGACCUCGGAUGAAGAUAAGGUUGCUCCAGUGUACAAGUUGGAGGAGGUCUGCGAGCUUCUGCGAACGUCCCCGGCCAGCAUCGUGAAGGAGGUAUCGGAUUAUAUUCUCAAACGGCUGGAUCACAAGAGCCCAAUUGUUAAGCAGAAGGCUCUUCGGCUGAUCAAGUAUGCAGUGGCAAAAUCUGGAAAUGAGUUCAGGAGGGAAAUGCAAAGGCACUCGGUCGCAAUGCGUCAGCUGUUCCAUUAUAAAGGUCAGUUAGAUCCCCUGAAAGGAGACGCCCUUAAUAAGGCUGUUCGUGAGACUGCUCAUGAGGCAGUUGCGGCUGUCUUUGCUUCCGAUGACAACAAGACAGUGGCACCCACACAAGGCCUUGAUAAGCGCAUCCAAGGCUUUGGGAAUACAAACUUUGAGUUUCAAGCCGAAGAGAAAAGGUCGUUUCUUAGUGAAGUGGUUGGUCUUGGUAGUGCCUCCAUCAGGCAGGGACUUAGCACCAUUGCUGCUGCUCAUUCUUCGAGGAAAAAUGACACUGGCAGUUAUAAGAGCCCAAACCUACGUAGGUCUUUAACAACAGAAAUAGACAGUCCUAAUGGAUAUCAAGGAAUCGAACACCACGGAGAAAGUUGGGAAGGUUCUGGUAUCUCAAAAAGAAACUCUGGAACAUGGGGCCCUGAUUCGAGACUGAGCAUAUCCACUUCUGUGGCAAAUGAGGACACGAGUUCAACUAACACAGGAGCAAAGAGUCGUGAGGAACGGCUUUUGGAGACAAUUGUCACAUCUGGAGGUGUACGUCUGCAACCAACUCGUGAUGCUUUGCAGGCUUUUCUUGCAGCGGCUGCCAAAUUAGAUGGAGUGGCCAUGAGUCAUGCCUUAGAAAUGAAGCUCCAAUCACAUUUGUGGCAAGUAAGGAUGAAGACUAUUUGUGUCCUGGAAUCAAUUUUAAAAACAAAAGAUGAUGAACACUUCUUUAGCAUAGUGUCUUAUUUUACCGAGAACAAGGAUUCUGUCGUCAGAUGUACAGAGCUACCACAAGCUUCUUUGAGGGAGAAAGCAAUCAAGGUAUUAAGUCUUCUUGGUGGUGAGCAAACUUCUGGAGCAAGAGAGGAGACAUCGGAUGGAAAAGCUACUUCUGCCCCCCCUGUUGUUCAAAUGCCUGACUUAAUUGAUACUGGUGACUUUGAUGAUUAUGGGAGUCAAGAUUCCAUGGAGACGCAGGGCAAGCAAAGCACAGCAGAGUUGAAGCCAUCAAACUCUUUGGUAGACGAUCUGUUUGCCAGUGAUCCUCUUGCUGAUAUAAACAGUUCUGGCAAUAAAAAUCAAGAUGAUCCAUUUGCAGAUGUGUCUUUCCAUGUGACUGAGGACAAGGAGGGGAAUGACCUUUUCUCCGGAUUGACAGUUGAUGAUAAGAAGUCGGAUAUUGUUUUAGAUGUUCCUGAAAUUAAGAAGCCUGACUUGCUUGAUGUUUUUGGUGCAUAUUCUGUUCAGCACCAAGAGGAAGCAGGAAAGGAUAGAGGCAACAUGCAUGAUUUGAUGACUGGGUUGUCUCUCAAUGGAAUCCAAGAAAAUGAACCACCUGGAUCAGUGGGAGCAUCUGCUGCUUUCUCUGGACUUGGAAUGUUGGCCAGUAGCACUCAACCAAGCCAGGUACCUGCAAAUGGAUCUAUGAAGAGUAAUCAGGAUUUGAACUCUGUCUAUUCCCAGGCUCCUAUGCAGUAUGGCAUGCCUCCAAAUAUUAUGUUCAAUCAAGGUUUUGUUGCUCAGCCAAUGAACUACGAGGCGAUGAGUGCAUUCAUUGCCCAACAGCAGUUUUUAUUGCAAAACAUUGGAAAUCUCAACACUGGAUUUGGACAAACAGCUGGGAAUGCUAUGGAGGGAAGUUAUGCUGCACCACUUCCUGAUAUUUUUCAACUUUCAAAUAAUCCAGUAAAAAGCCAUGCUUCAACUACGAAAAGCCCAAAGGAGGAGACUAAAGCUUUUGAUUUCAUAACGGAUCACCUUGCUGCAGCUCGAGGAGGUUCAAAAAGGAUUACAUGAUGAUGCUGUUAUUAACCUGUGGAAAACUGGAGAUCCUUCCGCUCCAAACAGAUCACCGCUGGUUUGGUCAAUAUUUCUCAAUGCCUCAAGCGACAUGAGCUUCAUCCAUUUGUUAGUUUCACGUUGUAUCUGCAGUACAGCUAGAAACAUGCUUGGUUAUAGAAAGGGUUUUUGUAUUCUCCUUGUGUAUGAGUUGAUAUUCACUUUCAAAUGUUUAUUCUCUCCCGUCGGUCAAUAAGUUGUGGUCGAAGAAGCUUAAUCUCUUCCAUUGGCCUUCGAUAUAUUAACUACUGAGAUGAACUAAAAUGAACUAAAAUGUUUACUUUC